Messenger RNA from Pieris macdunnoughi, 2697 nucleotides. NCBI's taxonomy places the organism in Eukaryota, Metazoa, Arthropoda, Insecta, Lepidoptera, Pieridae. The record is from the annotation of a GenBank genome assembly.
AUGUACGUCACGAGGGAGGAUGGACAGACGUUGUUAGUGUCGACGCAAGGCGUCCAAGGAACCGUCGAGGGUGUAGAAGCCGGGGCUGAAGGGGAGGGAGAGGGAGUCACAUACGUCACCAGAGGGAGAAGAUGGACAGGACGUGCUAACCAUAGACCCAGGGCAGCUGGCAGCGCUGCUCCCGGGCGGGAGGCGGGAGGUCUGCAGCAGAAUGAAAGCAAAGCUCAAGUAUGGGCAUUCCUUUUAUGGAAAUGUGCUUCCGCUCGAGAUGGGUCAACAUCUGUAGAUAACAGUUGGAAGCUUUAUCAGCAAUGGUGUCGUAUGCCAGAAGCACAACGCACAACUUGGAUAACUGCUGGAUCCAAUGUGCAGUCCUUGUCUAAGUUUGCUCAUGCUAAAGUGAUGGAAGUGAAAUCUGAUGACCAACUUGUUCCUGUUCAGACACCAGCCGGUGAUGUUAAAAGAAGAGGCAGGCCAAAGAAAAAACAGGAAGAGACUGAACCCCAGCCAUCUGGAGAGGAGAGUGAUGAUAAGUCAAACAAAGCUGUUUCCAAACCAAUUAUUCCAGCAGCUAAAGUGAAGCAGGAGGAUAACGAAAGCAUCCGCGGUGCGCAAGAGCGUGUUCCGGCGGCGGAGCGUAUUGCGCGGCGGACGGAGCGGGACGCGGCACCCGGAGAGGUCUCGCAGCAGUUUGUGGUUGAGAAGAUUUUGGCAAAGAGAUUCAACCCACGGCGGAAGCAUUAUGAAUAUCUGCUCAAGUGGGAAGGAUAUCCGCAUGAGCAGAACACAUGGGAGCCAGUAGAAAAUAUGGACACAUGCAAACACUUGCUGGAGGCGUUCGAGAAACAACUUGCCCGGCAGAAAGAGCUUAAGGCGCUAAGGGCACAACAACAAGCUCAAAAUACAGUUCAGGUAAAGCAAACCAGUACUCCAUUACCGCAAGUCGUCAAACAGAUGGUGAAGAAAAAUGAAUCUCCUACAUUGACACCUACUGGUCGCCUACAACGUAGCAGUAAGGCCCGUGCCCUAGACCAGGUGAAAGCUUGGUGUGGCAACGCAGAUGAUGAACCUCCUAGCAAACGGGUCAGGCAUUCUUCUGACAAUGACUACUCCGAACCUGAUGAACCCAAAGUGGAAGUAAGAAGUGUCGUGAACGGUCAGCCCUCUCCGAAGUCAUCAGUGGACCCAGAAUUGGUAAAGUCGCUAGGACUCAGUGGAAAAGGGAUGCCUAACAUUAAGGGUGUCAUCAAAGUUGACCCAAAACACAUGCCUAGCUUGAGUACAGGUGUGUACAUAAUGUCAAAAAGCUCUGGUAUUAUGAAGAUCAAUUCGCCAGGAAAAAUUGGACCCGGUCUUAAUAUAGACCAAGAAGUUAUCAAGAAGCAGAUUAUGGCUGCCAAACAGAAAAAAAUGGAAGAAAACAGAAAACAAUCGAUGUCGUCACCAUCUACACAGGUGAAGAAAACAUAUGGACCAGCAGGACAACAGGUGACCGAGAAGACGAUUAUCACUCCGUCUGGACAGAAGAUUAUACAGAGGACGAUACAAAGGCCAGCUCCAUCUUCAGGGUCUGAUGGGAAGUCGCCUGUAACGAUAUUGAACAAGAAGUUGGCUCAGUCCCAGAGCGCGGGUGACAGCCUGUUACGUCGAGGUGGGACAAUGAGGGGUCGCGGCCGAGGUUCUUUCUUACUCUCGCCCGCCGUACGGCUUAAGGAGAAGACGGUCUCGUUCGAUUUUGAUAAGUGGAGCACAUCGUCAGAGUCGUCUGACGGCGUGGAAGACCCCUUCCCUAAGGAGCUGGGUCCGAUUCCGCCGACCAGCCCCGAUCGGCCGCUGACCCUGUGCCCUCUGACGGGAAAACGUCUGGCCAGGGCGGAGAACGAGCCCACGCCACCGCCCACGCCUUCGCCGCCGCCCACGCCUCCGCCUGACACGCAGACGCAGGGCACUAUGCUUAUGAAGGUGGAAAUGUCACCUGGUGGUACAACAGGAAUAGUUGUGCAAGGCGACGGUGCCCAGCCCUCACUGCCAAUGCUGACAGACGAAGAUGGUACGGAGGUAAAAGUAGAGUCGAGUGCAGUGAAGCAAUUAUUAGAAGAGGGAGUAGGAGAGGAUGAAACUGAAGAAGUAGGACUGCAGUUACAUUCGGGACAUCCGCUCAUGAUACGAGGGGAGGAUGGGGUACUCUACCAGGUCGCGGGUGAAAACGAAGCGGGUCAGACUUUACUAGUGGCAGCGGAAGGCGUAGAGGGGGCAGAGGAGGGAGGGGGCGAUGGAGACGGGGAAGGCGUUAUGUACGUCACGAGGGAGGAUGGACAGACGUUGUUAGUGUCGACGCAAGGCGUCCAAGGAACCGUCGAGGGUGUAGAAGCCGGGGCUGAAGGGGAGGGAGAGGGAGUCACAUACGUCACCAGAGGAGAAGAUGGACAGGACGUGCUAACCAUAGACCCAGGGCAGCUGGCAGCGCUGCUCCCGGGCGGGGAGGCGGGAGGUCUGCAGCAGGUGGCCGUGCAGGUGGAGGGCGAGGGGGGAGAGGACGCCACGCAAGUUAUUGCGCAGCUCGUGCAGGCCGAUCUGCCUUCGCCAGGUGGAACGCGGCGUGUAGUUCUGCUAUUACCCGAUGGAAGCUUUACAAUGACCGAAUUGGACAAGGAGCAAUAUGAAUCGAUCACUGAGGCUGGCAAGAGCCAGGAGUAA